Messenger RNA from Mollisia scopiformis, 1776 nucleotides. RefSeq lists its product as uncharacterized. The record is from RefSeq and is a predicted model, not a curated record. NCBI's taxonomy places the organism in Eukaryota, Fungi, Ascomycota, Leotiomycetes, Helotiales, Mollisiaceae. Gene Ontology annotation, molecular function: DNA-binding transcription factor activity, RNA polymerase II-specific; DNA binding; zinc ion binding. The transcript has 4 exons. Gene Ontology annotation, biological process: DNA-templated transcription; regulation of DNA-templated transcription. The annotation marks the transcript as partial.
CAGGCUUGCGAUACUUGUAGGAAAAAGAAGAUUCGCUGUGAACCAUUUUCAGAUGUUUGCGCACAGUGUAUCAAAAGCAAGACUCCGUGCCAUUUCACCCCGAUGAGUGUGGUCAGAAGUCGAAGGCGAUUGACGAGGGAUAGGCGUGUCGAGGAACUAGAAAGGAGAUUGGCAUGGAUGGAAGGCCAAUUAAGACUACCCUUGGAGGGACGGCAGCUCCCCGAAGACUUAGCAUCCGGCACCAAUCCAAAAGCCCAAGAUAUAACGGGUCUCCAUGAAUACCAGCCCACGUACAGAACCUCCCAUGCCUUCAGUAAGAGCUUAGGAGGCUUUGAACCUCCGGAGAUCGAGGAAUCUGCCCCUGUUUCUCAAACAUCAAAUAUCACUACGCCAUCCCAACAAAAGCUGCCUUCAAAAGAGAAGGCUUUACACCUCAUCACUAUUUAUUUUCAAGGAGUCAACGCUGUGCAUCCUAUCUUCGACCAAAAUACUUUCAUGUCGAAAUUCGACUCUGCAUACGGUCUAGACUGCAGUAACGGUGACCCAGGAUGGUGGGCAGCUCUGAACGUCGUGCUCGCACUUGCGUACCAAUACUGGGACGUGCCGGUUCCAGACUCCAAAGAAGACCUUGAAGCUUGGGGCUACUUUCAAAAUGCCCUUGCUGCUACUAAUCAGCUCAUGACAAAACACUAUACCCUCGCAUCUGUGCAAGCACUGCUGGGAAUGGCAAUGAUGAUGAUGGCCAUACCACAUCAGAGGCCUAGCACUUUAUUGACUUCAUCAGCCAUCAAAAUAGCGCAUAACUUAGGGUUACACAGGCAAUACCAGUCUCCUGUGCUGAGUGCCAUUGAAAGUGCAGAACGUAUACGAGUCUUUUGGGUGGCUUACUCUCUCGACAAAGAUAUUAGCCUACAAACGAGGCAACCACCGACUCAAGGUGAUGAAGACAUGGACAUUGAGCUACCUUCCGAGAAUGAUUACGGUCCAGUUCAACCCGGAGGAAUUCAUCAUAGUCUUUUCUACUUCCGAACAAGACUAGCCAUCAUUCAGGGCCAGAUAUACAGACGGCUCUUAUCUGUGAAGGCUGGGAAGCAGUCUGCUAGUGAGAGAGCGAUGGCAGCUGAAGAGCUCGAAACGACACUUCAAAUGUGGAGAACAAGCGUCCCUGUCGAACUUUUCCGUGAUUAUACUGGUCUAGCCUUGGAUGGAUCACCCUCGGAGGCCUCUCGCCAUCCACUUUACCUCCAGCUUUUAUAUUUCAAGACCUUGGCUGUCAUACAUGAAUCCCUUCCCUUCAUCCCUUGGUAUCAUGAGAUUCAAUCAUCGGAAGUAAGAAUACACAUUAUGUCAGCUAGAGUGACGUAUCCUGUGGAGGCCCGAAGUGCCUUAAAGUUAUUUAGCGUGACUCCUCGAAGAAAGCUUGCUUGUGUCUGGACUGCUCUCCACAUCUUCAUUACGGCCGCGACAACAUUGCUUGUACAUACUAUCUCUAACCCAUCAGAUCCUUGGGUGCAAGCCGAUGUUGAACUUCUUGAGCCAUUCCUGAAUUUACUAGGGAUUAUAGCAAGGAGCGGUGUAAAUGACAAGGUUCAGGAGAUGUAUCAAUCUAGCAUGGUUUUAUUUCAGCAAGCUAGGAUAGCUGUAGAACACUCUGGUCCAGGGGCAAACACGCAUCGACAUUUGGGAAGAGGAGAUCCUGGAGCAAGGGAAAGUGUAGAAGACUUCCUUGAACGAAUGGAGCACAUAAAAUCUGGAGAUAGCACGGGAAUUAGCUAG